CCACCGCAGGCGCACGACCAAGCGCAGGCACACACGAUCAGCGCGCAAGAAGGGCCGCUCCCAGAGCGCCCACAACAACUCCGCGUCCGCGCGCGCCGCGACCUCUAGCAGCUGCGGCACCAGGCCCCAUGGGCACAACGCCUGCUGCAGGACCUCCUCGAAGCCGUACAGGAGUUGGUGUGGGAGUCGGGCAGCUGCGCGAGUGGGAGCUGGCAGUUGCAAUUGCAGCCGGCUGGGAAGCUGCGUGCCAGGACUGGACUUGCAUGGACAGCAUGGUAGUGUCAUGUGUGCUGAUGCUAACAGAACGGUAGUUGAAACGAGCUGGGUGGCUGCGCGAUUGGGAGCGGGUUGUUGCGCGGGCGGGCGGCUGGGAAGCUGUGACUGGAGCUGCGGUCCAGCGCACGUGGCUGGCUGUUGGCGCGCGGCGCGGCUGGGAGCAGACAGUUGCGUGCAGCGUCGGCUGGGAACAGACGCGUGCCACGGUGGAGACCUGGAGUCGCAGAUUCGUGGACGGAUACCUGCCCAACUGGUUGCAUGUGGAUGUGUGAUGGGACGGGGUUCAAGGCAGGUUGGCGAGGUCCCGUAGGGUGCAGCCGAUGCCCAGACCCGUAAGCAGACAGCAAACAGUUUGCAGUGGCAGGGCAGAAGUGCAUGGCUGGUCGAACGCCGGCGUUACUGUACCGACAAGUUGCUGGCUGGCUGGAAGUUUGCUGAUGCGCAUUCCUCACGCUCCGGGCGCCCGGCCAGGCGAUAGCACCACACAGACAGACCGCAACGCCACACUCGCGAUGCAGAGCCGCAGCGCACCUGCAGGAAGAUGACCAGCGUCCACGGAUGAGCACCAGAGGCAACCGCAGAGAAAAUGCAGACAGAAUGCAGCAAAGCAGUGGCCGGGCGACAGCGUGACAAGCAGGGGCGAAAACAGGGCGAAGCAAUUAUUAUAGGCAGAAAAGGGAGCCCGAAUGUACGGAUGAGUGGCGGGCGAGUCGAAUGCGAUUGCGAGACAAACACAACCGGAGUGUGAGGAAGCGCCGCGGGUUGGUAGCGGGAGUAUCGUGGCUGAAGUUCGGGACAGAGAGCUGUAUCGCGCGCCCUAAGGACCGAGUGCGGUUAGCGGAGUGUUUGCUGGCGAGUCGCGCUGGCGCUGGCGCUGCAGUGUAGUGUGAAAAAGGAGUCAAAUACAAAGCAGGAAGACACUGAAGAUGGUAGCUUGCAUGUGGAGGCAGUUCUACGGAAAGCAUUUGAGAAGCUGACAGACUAUGGUGACGCACGGUGAUUGAAGUGAGGAUCAUUCCCCUCGACGCAGCCGACGUGCUUUGGGUACCUGUACCGCUGCGCGCGUAUUUUUGGGGGGCGGUCGGCGGAGACGUUGCACGUGUAUGCAUCAUGAUUGUGGGCGCUGGAGUGUAUGAUGGUCGCUGCGGUCACGCGCGGACGGGGCGCGAAGGGGCGGCUCGAAUCG
Messenger RNA from Chlamydomonas reinhardtii, 1462 nucleotides. RefSeq lists its product as uncharacterized. Lineage: Eukaryota; Viridiplantae; Chlorophyta; Chlorophyceae; Chlamydomonadales; Chlamydomonadaceae. The transcript is spliced from 3 exons. The record is from RefSeq and is a predicted model, not a curated record. Bases 129 to 311 code for a protein of 60 amino acids.